AUGACAGAUGAGCAGGUUGUUCACGCCACAGCGGCCGGCCCUGAAGGCGCAGAAGAGACCCCUGGGGUCGUAGAGGCGGCGGGUGGGGCCAAACGCUUCACAACACUCGACGACAUCGUCAAACAGAGGCGGAUUCAAUACAAGGCCGAAAAGGCCGCCAGGCAGGCCGGCAAGGGCGGAAAAAAGAACGGGAAGAUAGUGGUCAAGAUGAAGGGUGUCAGCGAGUCUUCGGCCGCAUCUUCGGACGCCGUCGUCAUGGUGUAUAACCUCCCGCAGAGCAUCACCAAGGAGAAAAUGCGCGAGAUUGUCAAGGACUCCGUCUCAGUGUACCCCGCAAGUAUCGAGCUGGGUAAGCCCAUUAAGGUCGGAUUUGGAAGUGAGGAUAAGGCGGCAGAGUUCGCAGACAACAUAUCUAAGUUUUACUGUAAGGAAACUAGCAAGAACGUCGUUGCCAAAAUGAAGUCCAGUUCCGUCACGCUUGUUAAAAGGGUCUGA
Molecule: messenger RNA, 495 nt
Organism: Giardia duodenalis
Lineage: Eukaryota; Fornicata; Diplomonadida; Hexamitidae
Exons: 1
Coding region: 1-495 (164 amino acids)
Source: RefSeq, a predicted model, not a curated record